GCCCCUUGAGGUCCAGGCGGCUCCAGCACUCGGACCUCCAGUGUUAGAUCAAGGACAGAGCGAAUCGUACGGGAAGCGGCAAAGCUGUGUGUCCCGGACUGGCCCAGUGAUACCCUCGGGGAAAGCAACCCCAGGAGGCCGAGCCUGUAACACGCGGCGGGGGAUCGGAGCGCUGAUGGUUUUCCUGUCGCUGUCCCGCUGGAUCCGGAGCCGAGGACCCGACCGUUACUGGCGGGUCCGGGAGGUGCUGCAACACGCACGGCACUUCCGAGGCAGGAAGAACCGAUGCUACAGCCUGGCUGUGCGGGCCGUGCGGAGAGCCUUCCUCUACUCCACCAAGGCUAAGAAACUCAAGAAGCGGAACAUGAGAAUGCUUUGGAUAAGCAGGAUUGCAGCUGCCUCCCGUGAGCAUGGACUGAAAUAUCCUGUGUUGAUCAGUAACCUGAUCAAGUGUCAGGUGGAGCUGAACAGGAAAGUUCUUGCAGAUUUGGCCAUAUAUGAACCGAAGACGUUCAAGUCCCUGGCGGCACUAGCUAAGCGAAGGAGAGAAGAGGGCUUCAGCGAUGCUCUGGGUGAUGGUAGAGAGCCAGCUGGUGUGUUUUCACGCAUUGUGCAUUCGGGAUGAAGAUGAACAGUUGAUGCGAAUACCAACUGAAUUUGCUGCCAUGUUAACAAAAUGUUUACAACAGACUUUUUUUUUGUCCCAAGUCAAAAGAUUUUGGCAGCCCUCUGUGUAGAUGCUUUGACAAGACUUUCUGACCACUGCGUGGGCUUGAUUCUGAUAAUUGUGUGCAAAGUUCUUCUAAUAAAGUUUUUAUAGUGAAGUGCAA
Molecule: messenger RNA, 830 nt
Organism: Carcharodon carcharias (great white shark)
Lineage: Eukaryota; Metazoa; Chordata; Chondrichthyes; Lamniformes; Lamnidae
Gene: mrpl20
Product: mitochondrial ribosomal protein L20
Exons: 4
Coding region: 176-625 (149 amino acids)
Biological process (GO): ribosomal large subunit assembly; translation
Cellular component (GO): ribosome
Molecular function (GO): structural constituent of ribosome; rRNA binding
Source: RefSeq, a predicted model, not a curated record